Molecule: messenger RNA, 1621 nt
Organism: Daphnia pulex (common water flea)
Lineage: Eukaryota; Metazoa; Arthropoda; Branchiopoda; Diplostraca; Daphniidae
Gene: Rim2
Product: solute carrier family 25 member 36-A-like
Exons: 7
Coding region: 427-1311 (294 amino acids)
Biological process (GO): mitochondrial transport; pyrimidine nucleotide import into mitochondrion
Cellular component (GO): mitochondrial membrane; mitochondrion
Molecular function (GO): pyrimidine nucleotide transmembrane transporter activity
Source: RefSeq, a predicted model, not a curated record
GGCCAGCAGCUGAAAACGAACUCGUGUUGGAUUUUGUUUUAUUCUUCCGUCAUCUUUAGAGCAAACUACACUUAUGUUUACAAUUCGGCCAAUCCGGUUGGUCUUGGUAAACAUUUAACUAUACAAAAAUAUUACUUUCAUCUUAAUUGAUGUGCAAUUGCAUUACGUGUUAUGUCGAAUGCAGAUACAUUCAUCCAUCUCUUCGCUGGCGGGCAGAAACCAUUUUGGCCAUUACGCCGAACACACCGACAUCCCUUCCUUUAGUCUUAGUCAGAAGGGAGGGUUGGUGGUACUGUGGGAGCCAUAGUGACGUGCCCACUUGAAGUUAUCAAGACUCGCCUGCAAUCGUCUUCCUCUGAAAUCCACUACAGUGCAGUUCGCUCCCUGCGAACAGCUUCGUCCAACGCAGGAUGCAGCGCCAAUCACAUGUAUUUCACUCCAGAAAUGAACUGGAACGUUUAUUAUCAUCACCAACAAUGCUCGUCCGUCAAUUCGAGGUUGGCUGUGUUUCCUGAAGCCGUCCUCCCUUGGCCGGCGUCUUCCGCCCAACCCAAAGGAGCCCUUUCUUGUUUUCGGCACCUGAUCGACCAAGAAGGAUGCCGGGCGCUAUUCAAAGGUUUGGGACCAAACCUGAUUGGAGUGGCCCCCACUAGAGCCCUAUAUUUUUGCACCUAUUCAACGGCCAAACGAAAAUUCAACCAGAUCAUGACUCCAGAUUCUCACUUGGUCCAUAUGCUCUCGGCUGGCUCUGCAGGAUUUGUGUCGUGCACUUUAACCAAUCCAAUUUGGUUCGUCAAGACACGUCUGCAGCUCAAUCGCAAUCAAAACGUCACAGCUUGGCAGUGCAUUUCCAACAUCUAUCGUAGUCAGGGUGUUGUUGGCUUUUACAGAGGAAUAACAGCCUCAUAUUUCGGUAUCUCAGAGACCAUAAUUAAGUUUGUACUUUACGAGUACCUGAAAUCGACCCUGCAACAGAUGCGGGAAACGCAGACGGACAGUCCACUGGGCAACUACCAAGCCAUGGACUACAUGCUAGCAGGAGCCAUCAGCAAGACGGUGGCUUGUUGUGUGUCCUAUCCGCAUGAAGUGGUUAGGACCAGGCUGCGUGAAGAGAAUUCACGUUACAGGGGAUUUUUUCAAACGUUGCACACAGUCUUCCGCGAAGAGGGACAUCGAGGGCUCUAUCGUGGACUGUCGACGCAGUUGAUCCGGCAAAUUCCCAACACGGCCAUUAUGAUGACCACAUACGAGGCCACAGUUUACGUGCUCAACAGUUUGGUAAACGAAAAGCGGUACACUGGUUCGGAAUAAUGAACUGCCGUCGCUGUUUUCAAAAGUCUUCAUUCAUGUAAUCUCCCACCCAAACCCCUUUUUCUUAAUCAGCUUUGUCUUUCGCGCAAAAUAUCGAAUUGUGAUAGUUAUUCUGACUAUUUAGAUUGUGCCUUUUUUUUUAACUUAAGAAAAAAGAAAAAAAAACGUGUAUAGAGCUUGUACAGUAUGACUAGUCACUCGUUAUUCACUAGUUAUUUUGCGCAAUCGAAUUCAUUUGUUAAAGUGUAUAAAAGGGUGCUUCCAGCACACACUUGGAGUAAUUCUUAAUAAAGUUGUCUUACAAAAUCGA